Messenger RNA from Prorocentrum cordatum, 585 nucleotides. The record is from the annotation of a GenBank genome assembly. NCBI's taxonomy places the organism in Eukaryota, Dinophyceae, Prorocentrales, Prorocentraceae.
CGAGGGUAGCGGCAAUACGAUCACAGUGCCCCAGGAAGCUUCUGUAGGAAGCUCGAGGCCUCAGCAGGAGAGCAUCCUGGGUCAUCGCGCCGACAACAGCUUCUUCGUCGGCGGCGAGGCAGAGCUGGCUGCACGAGCGACAGCGCUGCACGGGGGCACCGAGGGCAAUGGACAUCGAUCUCUUGCACCCGGACGCCAAGGAGGAGAAGACGAAGCACAAGCUGAAGCGCAUGAUCCAGACGCCCAACAGCUUCUUCAUGGACGUCAAGUGCCCAGGCUGCCUUCAGAUCACUACCGUCUACAGCCACGCGCAGACGGUCGUCUUGUGCGGCAACUGCAACGUGAUGCUGUGCCAGCCGACGGGCGGCCUCACCCGCCUCACCGAAGGCUGCUCCUUCCGGAAGAAGGCCGACUGAGCAGCGGGCGCCGUGCGCGACCCGGGGGGCUUCCCGCUCCUCCGCGCGCUCUCGGCGCCUCGGCGCGCCUCGGCGCGCCGUAGUGCCCGCGGGCGGCAUCUCGGCACACGUCGGGGCACAAAGGAGGACAUAGCCAGACCAACUCCGAUGGGUGGCCACGUGCGAGCCC